Molecule: messenger RNA, 2085 nt
Organism: Aspergillus homomorphus CBS 101889
Lineage: Eukaryota; Fungi; Ascomycota; Eurotiomycetes; Eurotiales; Aspergillaceae
Product: NCA2 family protein
Exons: 4
Coding region: 32-1990 (652 amino acids)
Cellular component (GO): mitochondrial outer membrane
Source: RefSeq, a predicted model, not a curated record
UGGGGUUUGCUGCUUUGAGUUAACCCCAACAAUGUUCGUGGUUAAUGACAAAAUCUGCAACCUGGAUAUACAACUUCACAACUUACAACAGCGAAUCACAAAAUGCUCAGAGAUCAAGUCCCCGGAAACCCACAAUGAUGCCAGUCGAUUCAGCCUUGCUCUCAAGGAUAUAGAAACACUAGAGCGUAUCUGCGACUCGCUUUCUGUAGCAUCAAGAUCACAGCCAAUUUUGCGCGCCAGCCAGAUCGCACGACUCACUUCUCAGUUUCCUCAGACUCAGGCAAUAUAUGACAAGAACUCCUCAGUUUCCCAUUCAGUCCUAUCAAAUGUACCGGAGAUAUCCUGGAUUGUGGCCGCCAGGGCUGCUAUUCAGACAUAUGGAACUAUACUAGAGUCCCUUUCAGAGAAUGCCCUCGUCCUAGGUGAUGAGGUCACUUACUGGGCCGGUCUGCUGGAAUCUCCGUGGUACAUGGCCAUGUACACUCUACAGAUAUCUCCUGUGCGGCUCUGGCACAAGCUCAGAUCUCGCUUCUCUGUCUGGUCCAGUCCAGGAGUUCGGACGCAACCAUCGCAUGUAUCGCUUGCAUGGGCUCAACUCUACGACUCCGCCCGACGGUGCGCUUCAUCUAUGACUAUAUCUACUAUACGAAAGGGAUUGAUGCACCCACUGCUUUCGUCGAGGUUACAGGUACAGCAGAAACAAAAGGCGCUGUGUGUGGCGAAAGAUGCAAACACCAGUGCAUUGGGAAUACUCAUGGAACGAUGCUUUCAAUUUGAACUUGAUGAUGAGCUUCCAGGCUGCUGUAGCUAUGGCUCCCUCAGUGACGAAUGGUGCAGUCGGCUUCUCAAGAGCGUGGCCUUGAUGAGGCUGGUACUUCAACAUCUGACUGCGGGUGGGACACUCUAUGACUUCGAACUGAGAACAAUCAUGGCCACCGAAGAAGAAGAUCUAUCGCUUCAAUUGUAUUCUGAUGGGACCAUAUGUCCCAAAAGGCCAGAAUAUGUCAUCGAGAAGCUCAACUUCAUUAAUCAGACAUUGAUUCCGGAGUACAUUGCCGUUACCAAACGAAAUAUGGGUGAGCUCGGACGACCUCCCUUGAUAGUGCGUUACUGGCUCCCAUUCUUGAUUGCGAUCUUGUCAACCAGUACGACCCUUGAGAUGUUCCAAAAUCGACGCCGUGAGCUUCUGACGUGGGUCACGGACAUCGGUUCAACGACAAUCGAGUUCUGGUACAAUUGGGUCGUCGAUCCUCUGAAAAGACUUGUUGGCACCAUACGACAUAAUGAAGAUAGUGAGAUCGCGUUGAUGAGCAAGAACAGUCUCCAAGCAGAUCGAGCUUCGUUGGAAAGGAUGGUGGUAGAUUUUGUCCUUGAUCAUCGUGAGCCCAGUGAUGAUUCUCUUGCCUCAAGAGAAAUCAAUGCCAUCAUGAAUAAAGUCCGAGAAGGUGACCUUACACCGGUCUUGAAAGCAUACGAGAAGGAUCUACGAACCCCUUUCAUCGGGACUGUUCGGGGGGACUUAGUACGGGCCCUUCUGAUCCAAAUCCAAAAGACGAAGGUGGAUGUAGAGGUAGCAAUUGGCGGCAUCGAUUCUUUGCUGAAGAGCCAGGAGCUCGUGUUCGGCUUCGUCGGACUGACCCCUGGUCUAUUGGUGUCUUAUGCCUCCAUUCGUUGGCUCUAUGGCCUGUUUGGCAGCAGAAAGGGCUUGCGCAUUGGUCGAAGGCAGCAUGAAUUAAGGCACGCACUGAGGCAAGUUCAUCGUGAUUUAACGUUAUCUACCGUGACAGCCAGUGGGACCCUCAGCUUCAAAGAUUACGGUCAACUCAUAUGCAAUACCGAGAUUCUACUUCAGAAAGCACAAGUCAUGCUUACAGGUGCAGAUAUUCAUGCUUUCCAGGAAGACAUCAACGACAUGGUUAGUAAAAACAGCGCAAAGCAGCAACUAAAGGUUGUGGAACGGAUGGGGUGGGUGUACUCACGAUGGUUGUAAGCUAUCUUGAAUGUGGGAGAAUAGCACUCAGCGAAAGAAAUCGAAUACUACUAAACCUACAGCACUGGUGUACCCCGGGUAAGACAGGAAAGUGC